UUUACAAAGUAGCAACACCGGAAGUUUGUUUUGACAGUGAAAAGUGUAAUGUGUUGCUAUGUGUUGUAGCUAGCUGCUGUUUAUUACCAACACAUCCAUACAUUAGAAAUACCUAUUCAUUCUUAAGCGCUCACAUUGAUGAUUAAACCGACACGACAAUGUUCGCGGGGCUACCUGAGCUCGGAAUAUCUAACGGAGAAGAUCUUAAAGAAACUCUCACCAACUGCACUGAGCCUCUGAAAGCCAUUGACCAGUUUCAGAUGGAAAAUGGCAUCCUGCUGCCUACGCUUCAGUCGGCGCUUCCAUUCCUAGACCUCCACGGAACACCCCGUCUUGAGUUCCAUCAGUCUGUCUUUGACGAGCUUCGAGAUAAGCUGAUGGAGCGAGUUGCCCUCAUUGCAGAGGGCAAAGAGGAGGACAGAUAUGGGAAGCUUGAAGAGCUGCUGGAGAAGAGUUUUCCUCUUGUCAAAAUGCCAUCCAUCCAGCCAGUGGUAAUGCAGGUGUUGAAGCAUCUUCCUAAGGUGCCAGAGAAGAAACUGAAAAUGGUCAUGGCUGACAAGGAGCUGUACAAAGUGUGUGCUGUAGAGGUGAAAAGGCAGAUCUGGCAGGACAACCAAGCUCUCUUUGGAGAUGAAGUCUCCCCCCUCCUAAAGCAGUACAUUGUGGAAAAGGAAGCAGCUCUGUUCAGCAGUGACCUCUCAAUCCUUCACAAUUUCUUCAGCCCUUCACCCAAAACACGGCGCCAAGGCGAGGUGGUCCUCAAGCUGACCCAGAUGAUCGGAAAGAAUGUGAAAUUGUAUGACAUGGUGCUGCAGUUUUUGCGAACAUUAUUCCUGCGAACACGCAACGUCCAUUACUGCACACUGAGAGCAGAGCUGCUGAUGUCUCUGCAUGAACUGGACAUCAGUGAGAUCUGUUCUGUGGACCCCUGCCAUAAGUUCACUUGGUGUUUGGAUGCCUGCAUCCGUGAGAAGUUUGUGGAUGGCAAACGAGCUAGAGAGCUGCAAGGUUUCCUGGACGGAGUGAAGAAGGGACAAGAGCAAGUCCUCGGUGACCUGUCCAUGAUCCUAUGUGACCCAUUUGCCUGUAACACCCUGGUUCUGAGUAUCAUGAGGAACCUGCAGGAGCUGCUGAGCCAGGAAGGUUUACCCAGGGAAAGUUCGGACCUGAUGUUGCUGUUGAGGAUGCUGUCACUGGGUCAGGGAGCAUGGGACAUGAUUGACAGCCAGGUCUUUAAGGAGCCUCGUUUGGAUUCAGAGGUGGUCACUCGCUUUCUGCCUGCCAUGAUGUCAGUGGUUGUUGAUGAUCACAUAUUUGCCAUCGACCAGAAGCUUCCCAGUGAGGAGAAGACCGCAUUGUCAUACCCUGCUACCCUGCCAGACAACUUCAACAGGUACCUUCAGGAGAACAGAGUAGCCUGUGAGAUGGGUCUGUAUUAUGUUCUCCACAUUGCCAAACUGAGGAACAAGAAUGCCUUACAGAGGUUACUGCCUGCCCUGGUGGAUACCUACAAUGACAUGGCCUUCAGUGACAUCUUCCUCCACUUGCUAACAGCACACCUCACCCUGCUCUCUGAUGAGUUUGGUUCAGAGGAGUUCUGUUCAGUCAUCUUCGAUGGCUUCCUCCUCACUUCUUUCUCCAGUAAAGAGAACGUCCACAGACAUACUCUUCGAAUGUUGCUGCACCUGCACCCCAAAGUUCUGCCAUCGUUCAUGGAAAUCUUGAUGAAAACCCUAAAAACUCCCAAACAGUGCAGUGAGCCGCUGAAGGAGCUCUACACUCAGCUGACGGAUAAGCUGGAGGCCCAGAAGAAGAGCCCUCCACCACCAGAAGAAGCACCAUCCCUGGACCUAGGACUCCACCCAGUGACUGUCCCCACCACCGCCGCCGCCGCCACACCUACCACUCCUCUCUGAGAUUGAGAUGCAGCACAGAUCUUUACCAGACAGCUGGACAUGAAAAGACUGUACGUUUCACAUUAUUCUUCAUUGUUUUUUUAAUUUGUCAUUAAUUAGUUUCUUAAGAUGUUUGUGGAUGUGAGGGGUCAUUACAUUUGUAAACUUAGUGCUGUUACCUCGUGGUUCAAAUAUACAGUAUUUUCAUAUGUACCUGGUCUAUCAGUAUGUUCCAUUUUAACUGUCAAUAAUGCCAGAAAAUGUGUAAAUAAAUGAUUAUUAGAAAUUCAAA
This is a messenger RNA of Solea senegalensis (Senegalese sole), 2187 nucleotides long. RefSeq names its product negative elongation factor complex member B (gene nelfb). Gene Ontology annotation, biological process: negative regulation of transcription elongation by RNA polymerase II. The record is from RefSeq and is a predicted model, not a curated record. Bases 159 to 1916 code for a protein of 585 amino acids. Gene Ontology annotation, cellular component: NELF complex; nucleus. Lineage: Eukaryota; Metazoa; Chordata; Actinopteri; Pleuronectiformes; Soleidae. The transcript has 13 exons.